UAUAUAUUAUUUUUCCUUCCUUCAGGGUCUCCCUCGUUUUAAAACUAAAUCCCAAUUCCUCUCUCUCUCUGCUACUGAGAACGUAGAGCAGAUAUUCUUCUCUUCUGUGUGUGUGUUUCUUUUUGGGUCAAAAAACGAGCUCCAAAACUGUACGGACAUGGAGAGGUUAGUAGGACCGCACGGCCAUCUCUCGGUGGAGGAGGUCUUCAGGGAUUUCAAGGCCCGCAGAGCCGGCUUGAUCAAAGCGCUCACUGAUGAUGUUGAAGAUUUCUUUCAGCAGUGCGAUCCAGAGAAGGAGAAUCUUUGCCUUUAUGGGUUACCUGAUGAAAAAUGGGAAGUUAAUCUACCUGCUGAAGAAGUUCCUCCGGAACUCCCCGAACCCGCAUUGGGCAUCAACUUCGCAAGAGAUGGGAUGGAAGAAAAUGACUGGUUGGCUCUUGUUGCUGUGCACAGUGACGCAUGGUUGCUUUCGGUAGCUUACUAUUUUGGAGCUAGAUUUGGUUUUCGGCAAGCUGACAGGAAACGUCUCUUCUCUAUGAUAAAUGAUCUGCCAACUGUAUAUGAGGUAGUCUCAGGCACUGACAAGAUACAAUCCAAGGAGAAGUCAUCAGUUUCAAAUCACAGUAGCAACAAAUCUAAGUCGGGCUCUAAAGGGCAGCGAGUUUCCGAGUUGGAAAAUAAUUUAAAAGCGAUGCCAAAGGAUGAAGAGGAAGCUUUAGAUGAGGAAGAUUAUGAGGAACAUGGAGAUACCUUGUGUGGUGCAUGUGGGAAGAACUAUGCUGCUGAUGAGUUCUGGAUUUGUUGCGACAUAUGUGAGAAGUGGUUUCAUGGGAAGUGUGUGAAGAUCACUCCCGCCAGAGCUCAGCACAUUAAGCAGUACAAGUGCCCUUCAUGCAGCAACAAGAGAGCACGUGUUUGAUAUCACAAGCAAGGCGGGUUAGUCCUAGCGAUCGUAUUCGUGUCAUGCCCGCUCCAGCUAACUGUUUAGUCGCUCCAUAUUGAGCCCAUGUUGGCUCGGCAUUUGCACUCAACACUUUCUUAAGAAACUCUUUUCGUUUGUAGUGUUUAGGCUCUGAACAUGUGUUGCAUAGGAUUGUAAUUUGGUAAGUAUCUCUUGCAUUGUUAUAGCAUUUGUUCUCUUCAAUGAGAAAGGCACUGAUUAUCGUCAUCCCAUUUAUAUUUACGUUUUUGAGUUCAUCGCAAACAUGUUAUGAUCUGUUUUGGGAGAGAGAAGGGAACGGUUUUGACU
Molecule: messenger RNA, 1249 nt
Organism: Morus notabilis
Lineage: Eukaryota; Viridiplantae; Streptophyta; Magnoliopsida; Rosales; Moraceae
Product: PHD finger protein ALFIN-LIKE 4
Exons: 5
Coding region: 158-919 (253 amino acids)
Biological process (GO): regulation of DNA-templated transcription
Cellular component (GO): nucleus
Molecular function (GO): histone binding; transcription cis-regulatory region binding; transcription coregulator activity
Source: RefSeq, a predicted model, not a curated record